AUGGACGACGAUACUGAAGAUAAUGAUGUAUAUACUUUUGAGCUUAUGCGAAAUAUUGAGAAAGAAAUCGAAAAUGAAGUUAGAGAUCUUACUGAUCAGAAUAGUGAUAAAGAUAAAAUUUUUGACAAAACAGAAGAAAAUACUGAUGAUGAAGCUGAAGAGGAGACUAAUUUGGUGGAAGAAUCACUUGAAAUGGGUCAAAAUUUACAUACACAGAAAAAAAUAGCAAUGAUUCAGUCAGGAUUACAGGAGGAUCAAGAUUUACAAAGAUCAUUUUAUGUUACAAAAAAAUUUGACUUACCCAUUGAAUGA
This is a messenger RNA of Dentiscutata heterogama, 312 nucleotides long. The record is from the annotation of a GenBank genome assembly. Lineage: Eukaryota; Fungi; Glomeromycota; Glomeromycetes; Diversisporales; Gigasporaceae.